CGCGCCGUCCACUUCCGGCGUGCCCCGCGCCGCCAUGGCCGACUUCUUGGAUGGGAUCGUGAUGGCCGAGCAGAGGUUCCAUGGGGAGGGGUACCAGGAGGGGCUUGCAGAGGGCAGCCAUUCCGGGAUGGCUGAGGGCAGGAUGUGCGGAGCAUUCCAUGGAGCCAGGAUCGGCUCAGAGAUUGGUUGCUAUCUUGGAUUUGCACUGACAUGGCACUGUCUGCUCCAGAAAUGCACAGAUGAAAAAAACAGCAAAAAGAUAAAGGCUCUGGAUUCAUUAAUAGGGAUGAUUCAGAAAUUCCCAUAUGAAGACCCCACUUACGAUAAGCUGCAAGAAGAUCUGGAAAGAAUCAGAGGAAAAUUUAAACAGGAAUGCAUUUGAUCCGUGGCAGUGAACACCUUGGAGGCAAAUCAGGAACAAAGGAAGCAAGUGGCACAAGUCAAGGUCCAAUUUUGUGAGGGAGAAAGGGAAACUCCACAACCUGAGAUACAUUCCUUCAGCUUUUAUCAGAAUACAACUUCCUCUGGGUUGGAAAAAUAUAAACCAUCUGUCAAACCCCUGAAUGAAAUCAAAGGAAUGGACAGCUUAGAGGGCUCAGUGGAACAGUUUAAGUAUUAAAUCAUGCAUCUCCUUUAUUAUGAUAAAAUAACUUUUGUGUAAAUGUUUUACCAGUGGAACUAAAGCCUUCAGGACUCUGUGGAAGUCCUGAGUCUGAAUCUGUUUAUUCAGACACCUCUGACACUGUGGUCCUGACCAAUACCCACCUUCAAAGGGGCACUUUGCCCAGCAUCCUGCGAACCUCCAAAAUUAAACUGAUAAAUGAAAUUCUAGCCAAGCUUUGAGGAUGCACUGCCAGCAAAAAGGCAAACUCAAGGUACAGUCAUCUUGUUUAUGUUAAAAUAAACAUAUGAAAAUAAAUUUGGUUUGCCCCCUUUUCCUAAGCUGCCUGUUUCUGAGUGGAUAUAAACACACCCACCAUUCCAGCAAGCUGCUGUCAUUCCCCCCCCCAAAAAAUGCAGCAAUCCAGACUGCUUAUUGGCACUGUACUCAUUCCAAAGCCAGUCCUGAACUGAAAUACUGACACAAAGCUGCAGGUGGACUUGGGAAACAGGGGAUUCCCAGCAUGGAUCCCACCAGGAUGAGGUUGCUCAGAGGGGUAGGGUGGCAGUGCCUUCCUGACACUGUUUAUGGAGCUCCACAAAUGAGACAUGACCAAAAUGUGUCACUUUAAUGAGCCCAUCCUGACUGGUUCACGUUUGGGAUUAAUAUUUGUGUUCUUCUUUUAAAUGGAGCAGUAAACAAGAACAUGAAUUCAUAGUCACACCCUCAUUCUUUCCAAGGUGGAAAAGUGAUAAUGAAGUUUAAAUGACCAGUUUGUGUCUGUCCCUAUAACCACUCCAGACAAGCAGCAUGGACUGCCUUUUUGUUGCAACUCAACAAGGAAUUAUUUGUGGCAGAGGCCACUAAUUUCAGCAUAUUAAUCAGGGGGCCCCUCUCGCCUGUAAUUGGAUGCCCCGAAGUGAAGAGUGUGGCAUCAUUGUCAGCCUCCAUCGCCUCAUCUUGCGCUAUUGAGCGCUCAGGAACAAGGGGGCUUCGGUGAGAUGAAUUAGACCUGACACAGCCACAAUGGGGUAGGGGGCCCCAUCAAUUGAAGCACACAUCCCCAGUAGCCUAUCUGAGACUUCAUCCAAAAAGAAUAAACAACUUCAGCGUUGUUAAAAAGAGAGAGAGGGAGAGAGAGAGGAGGGGGAGGAGAGAGAAGAAUGCCAGCCACCCUGAAGGGAGGACAAAGCAGGCAUAUAGGCGCUGCAGCGCUUUAAAAAAAAUUCCUAACAAGGCGAGUCACCCCUUUUCCUUUUUAAAUGGAGCAGCAAUUCCAUCCGUCUGGAGAGCUGGGGGCUAUGAAUGAAAAU
Molecule: messenger RNA, 1914 nt
Organism: Ficedula albicollis (Collared flycatcher)
Lineage: Eukaryota; Metazoa; Chordata; Aves; Passeriformes; Muscicapidae
Gene: LTO1
Product: oral cancer overexpressed 1
Exons: 5
Coding region: 35-382 (115 amino acids)
Source: RefSeq, a predicted model, not a curated record